Molecule: messenger RNA, 1065 nt
Organism: Penicillium verhagenii
Lineage: Eukaryota; Fungi; Ascomycota; Eurotiomycetes; Eurotiales; Aspergillaceae
Product: IGBP1/TAP42 family protein
Exons: 3
Coding region: 1-1065 (354 amino acids)
Biological process (GO): regulation of dephosphorylation; regulation of signal transduction
Cellular component (GO): cytosol
Molecular function (GO): protein phosphatase 2A binding
Source: RefSeq, a predicted model, not a curated record
AUGGAGCAAUCACAGAGUCUUCGAUCGUUAUUUCUGUCGGCAAAAGAAGGCAAGUCAGUGUUGGAGUCAAGAGGCGAUACCAACACCGCCGCUUACCGCGAUGAUGUGAAUGCGACAAUCGCCAAAUUCCAAGAGUGCCAACGCCAAAUUAGCAUCUUGUCACUUUUCAGCUCCAAUGAAUCCCUAGACGAUGUUUCCUCUGGUGAUCUACAAUAUAUGACCUUGGAAUACCACCUUGCCGAACUCACUCAGCGAGGACCCAGUGCUGACCGCGAGUCUGUUCUUCAGCGAGCCUUGGAACAAUACGAGAAAUUUUUGACGCGCCUUGAUGAAUAUGAAUUAUUGUCGAAGGGGGAUCGGAAGCUGUUCGAGACAUACAUGGCCAACCCGUCGGCUUUUACUUUGGCACCGGUUAACGAUGCAGCGGCUCGGCGGGACACCAAAGUCAGACGCUUCCGGGAAGAAAAGGAACUAAAGCAAAAGCUGGAGUAUUUGGCCCAAAAUGAAGCACGACUCCAAAGCGACGGCGACGCGACCCGCAAUCUCUACCUAUCCGAACUCCAACUUUAUACACAUCAAACUUUCCAAUCAUUGGAUAUGCUGGUGCAGGAGUUGUCGAUUCUAUCCGCGAUGCGAAAUGCGCCCACACCAGAGCCAUUACAAGCCCCGAAUGACCCCCGUCAACGCAGUGGUUUGGGAGGCGCCAAUUACUCGGACCGAUUGGAUCCAUCGAUAUCACAAUUGCUUGGAGGACGGAAUGGACCAUUAUUGAACAGCAAGGGGGUACCGAUGCAGCCAUUUACACUUCUUGAUCGUCGUUCGCAGCUUCAGCAGGGUGUAUUCCGCUCCGGCCAUAACCUACCAACCAUGACCAUUGAAGAAUACCUCGACGAAGAGCACAAGAGGGGUAAUGUUCUUCAAGGAGGCGAGCAAUCUGGAAUUAUUGCGGAAAUUGAUGAAGACGAUUUGGACAAGGCUGAUCAGGAGACGCUGAAGGCUCGGGCCUGGGAUGAAUAUGUCGAGGCAAACCCCCGCGGAUCUGGGAACACGCUCAAUCGCGGUUGA